This is a messenger RNA of Annulohypoxylon maeteangense, 1689 nucleotides long. Its product is annotated as MFS general substrate transporter. The transcript has 3 exons. Gene Ontology annotation, molecular function: transmembrane transporter activity. The coding region runs from base 1 to 1674 and encodes 557 amino acids. Lineage: Eukaryota; Fungi; Ascomycota; Sordariomycetes; Xylariales; Hypoxylaceae. The record is from RefSeq and is a predicted model, not a curated record. Gene Ontology annotation, biological process: transmembrane transport.
AUGAGUGACGAUAUUAAGAACGAAAAACCCUUCAAUGGCGAUCCAAACUCUCCAAGAAACCAAGAUUCUACGGACCCCAAUGACGAUAUCCCACCAACUUCUCUCACAAGGGGCUGGAGGUUCUGGGCAGUGUUCUCUGCUAUUUGCUUCACCACGAUGUUAGCAGCCAUCGAAUCGACCGUGACCUCCACAGCUCUGCCGUUUAUCGUACACGAACUUGACGCCGGCGACUUAUACGUUUGGUUUGUGAAUGCGUAUUUUCUGACAAGCACGGCUUUUCUUCCGCUUCUCGGACAGAUGUGCGAUUUAUUCGGUCGUCGAUGGAUGAUGAUACUUGUUGUUAGCCUCUUCGCCCUUGGUAGCGGUAUUGCCGGUGGAGCGACUACUGCAGCUAUGAUGAUUGCUGGGCGUGCAGUACAAGGCAUUGGAGGAGGCGGUAUCAAUCUUCUCAUCGAAUUGAUCGUAUCCGACCUUAUUCCUCUACGUCAACGCGGUGCGUACAUGGGUAUCGUAUUCGGAGUCUUCUCUUUGGGGACAGCUGUUGGUCCUCUAGUCGGUGGCGCAAUUGUAGAUGGUACUAUGUGGCGAUGGGUGUUCUAUAUCAAUCUUCCGGUCGCCGGUACAGCCUUGAUACUACAUCUUCUUUUUCUCCGAGUCAACUACGAUAGAGAGACCUCAAUAGUUGAAAGAUUGAAGAAAGUCGACUAUGCUGGCAACGCCAUUCUUGUCGGUAGCGUCGUGUCGGUCCUCAUCGCUCUAUCUUGGGGAGGUACACGGCAUCAAUGGUCCUCAUACCAAAUUCUCGUACCCCUUUUCCUAGGAAUAUUCGGAUUGGUGCUUUUCCACAUCUAUGAGGGGAUGUCAUGGGUCAAAGAUUACCCAACGCUUCCGGAACGAGUCUUUAAGCGCCGUACACCCGCGGCAGCUUUAUUGAUUGCCUUCAUCAAUUUCAUAGCUCUCUUCUGGAUAAUUUACUUCCUGCCCAUCUAUUUCCAAGCCGUUCUUGGCAUGUCGCCCACGAUAUCAGGUGUCGCGCUGCUGCCCACCUGUCUCCUCUCCGUUGUCAUGGGCGCCAUUUCAGGCAUCAUCUUAACGAAAACUGGGCGCUAUCGACCAUUACACUUCAUCGCAUUCGCGCUUAUCACCCUCGGUCUUGGGUUAUUCUCUCGCUUCGACCAACAUACUUCUACUGCGGAGUGGGUCAUUGUUCAAAUCAUCCCAGCUUUUGGCUUAGGAAUUAUGAUGUCCACCAACCUCCCAGCCGUACAAGCGGAUCUUCCUGAAUCCGACACGGCAUCUGCUACCGCGGCCUUUGCUUUCAUGCGUGCGUACGGUUCGAUUUGGGGUGUCUCGAUCCCGGCUGCCAUCUUCAACGCCAAGUUCGCGUCUGAGUCCUGGCGUAUUGACGACCCGCAGAUAGAAAAGCAACUCUCGGGCGGGAAUGCGUAUUCGUACGCCAAUGCCGAAUUUGUUCGAAGUUUCCCGGAACCGCAGCGGGAUCGCGUCAUCGAUGUGUACGCGCGCAGUCUGCAGUUGACGUGGCAGAUCUCCCUUGGAUUCGCAUUGUUGGGUCUCCUUCUCUGCUUUCUCGAGAAAGAAAUCGUGUUACGGACAAAUCUGGAAACAGAAUUCGGUCUAGAGGAAAAGAAGGCCGGCAGCUCGGAGGAUAACUGAUAGCACACUUGUAGU